Molecule: messenger RNA, 6041 nt
Organism: Parasteatoda tepidariorum (common house spider)
Lineage: Eukaryota; Metazoa; Arthropoda; Arachnida; Araneae; Theridiidae
Source: RefSeq, a predicted model, not a curated record
AAAAGAAGAGCUAUACUUAUUUUAAAUGAUAUUGGUACUCAGCCAGUGUUUGAGUGGAAAUUCUGUUACAUUGCUGUUUUUCAAGUUAAAGAAUUUCAAUUUAAUUCACAUAAAAGUAUGUGAUAUAAAAUUCUAGGAUAGCACCAAUCAUGUAAAUGGUGCUGUCUUUUGUAAAUUUUCUAAAAUUUUAAUUAUUUAUUUGUAUAAAUUUACUAAGAAUUGAUGGAACAAUAAAAUUUUAUCAGUUCAAUGCUUAAAAAAUCUAACAAAACUGUGCCUCUUUAAAAAUAAAAUUUCUCAAAUUUUUGAGAAAAUUUGUUCAAAAACUGCACUUAAACAAGAGAAAGUGCAAGUCUGGUAGAAUGGGAAGCUGUGUUUCUCAUUGUUCCCGCCAAGAUGUUGUCCAUCAACAAACUGGCAGAGUUAUCACUGAUGUGCAGAAAUCCAUUGAAAUUUCUCCAGGUUCAUCUUUACUGCAGAAAACUUUUGCUGAAUUACGAGACGUUAAGGAUUCAGCAAGUGAAGAUAAAGAGAGUAAAAAUACAUUGGCAUCUGUGGCUCCGGAAUCAAAUGAUGUAAGAGUUCAAAUAAAUAAUGAAAUUAGAGCUCUUCGGGAGCAACUGGUACGAAGUCAAGUUGUGUUCACCUACCUGUUGAAAAAUGAAGAAAACCGAUCAAAAAGUUGUGAUGGGAAAAAUGAAAUUCGAAGUCUUCUUGAUGGAGGAAAUCUAUCUGAAAUAUUUCAUUGUAAGAGUUUUGAUGGUCAAGUGCUAGCUCGCUUUUAUAAUAGAUCAAAUAGGAGUAGCAGCUCUUACACUAGCCAUAGGUCAACACCUAUGCAUUGUGGUUACACAUCUAUUUCUUGUCCGACUUUGCCUAUUGACUCUCCUGUUGUUACAAAAUCAACACAAACUGAACCUGUCUCUGGUGUCUUUAUUGAUCAGGCUCAAUCUGAACAGAACAUUUUAAUUAACUCUAUUACUAAAAGAACUUCUUCACCACCAUCCACUCCAUGCGGGACAGUUUCUGAGACAUUUUUGCUUUCAGAUAUUUGUGAAAUCCAUAAAGAGCCUGAAGAUCACUCAUUCCCUCGUCAUCGAACAAAUAGUUUCCUCGCUGCUGUUAAAGAUGGCAACCCUAAACUAGUGAAUGCUGAAUUUAAUUUUCACUCAGACAUGAAACAAAUUCCCAGUGAAACAAAUGACUGCGUUCAAAAGCGAAAUGAGGUUUCACAUUUCCUUCUUUUUAAUCAAAGUUCAUCUAAUAAUAUACCAUCCUCCUCUAAGAUAUAUGAUUUAGAAGGGAAAAGUAUGACAGAUGAAACAAAAGAAUGCACCUUUCCCCGAAAAUUGUCUGUACUCUUAGAAGAGGAUUUUGAAGAUUCUCCUAGAAACUACUCAUAUUUUUCAGUCUGCAGUUCUCAGCCAUAUUUGAAUAAAAGGAGAAAAAUGCCUCACUCUUGUGAUGUAAAAACACAAACUGAUUUAUCUAUAUCUGAAGAACCGCCCCGUUCAAAAAGCCCUGCAAAUCUGCCCAUUACAGAAGUUUACUACCCAAGGCAUGGUUUUACUCUUGUAUCUCAAGCAGUGCAGAAAAAAACUGUUCAUUCUAUGGAGUUACCAAAAAAAUUGGUUUUGAGAUAUCCUCCACCAUAUAUGCAGAAAAAUAUCAGACAUAGUUAUGCAAGCAGUAACUUCAGGCAUCAUCCUCUGCAUCACAAGUGGGCCACUGUUUCUGAUUCUUUGCCUAGUAAAAGUGAAUAUUCAUUGUCACAUUUGCAAGAUAAUUCCAAACUUCAAACUAGACAUCUUUCACUUGAAAAACAAGAAUCUUUUUCAUCAUAUGAACAUGCAUCUUGUGUUGAUAGUAGAAUGUCUUCUACUACAGACUGUUCAGGCUGGAUGACAAAGUCGGAUGUCGACUUGAAUCUUAAAAUUGAACCUCCAAGCUAUCAACAAUCUUUGUUAGCAUCUCAAGGUGGCCAUAAAAAUAGAUUAGAAACUGUUUCAUCUGAAACAAAGUCACCUACAGGAAGAGAAGAGAAAAUACCACCUAGGCCAAAUGUUCUUGAAAGAGCUAAAUCUGAUAGUGAUGCAAAACUUAUUGAUGAUAAAAGCAUCAAAAAUUUCAAAUGCUCUCAACGAAGUUUUCGUAGAAGUUCUGGAACAGGCUCUCCAAACUCUCAGUUGCCUCGAUACCCAGCAUUUGAUUUCAGUGAACAAGAAGAUAUUCAUUCUCUUCUUCCUUCUCCAUCUGAACCAGAAGCAACUAUGAAACGUGAAGCACAAAGUACCCAUAAAUCGGAUGAUUAUCAACACAACAGAUUACAUCUUAAAAAUUCUAGCAAUAAGAAGCAGGAUUCAAACAAAUCUAAAACCUUAAUGCCUGAGCUGAUGGAAAACUCUGAGACUGAAUCAACAAAAGGCAGCUUUGAAUGUGAAGCCCUUGAUAUUCCACCAUAUUCAGAUAUUAAUUCUCUUCCUGUACCUGAUAUUGCAUUUCCCAGUUUGCCAAAUACUUUUCUUGCUAAGCUAGGAGUUCAUAAAGAUAGUCCAUUGCCGGUUGAAGCAUUUGAUGAACAGGAGCUUGAGAGUAAAUUCAUUGCAUUGUCACUAGCAUUCAAAACAGAUCGUCCAACUUUAAGCAAAAGAUUAGAGCUUCAUAAACGUCAAAGAGACAUGGCAGAAAAGAAUGUUGAAAAUGAAUUCCAAGCUAUGCGUGAUCACCUAAUGACAUUGAACUUGAAAGCAACCAGUUCUGAUGUUCGUGAUCUUAUUACUAAAAUCCAAAAUCAUUUGGAUAUAGCCCAACAAGCUACUUCUAGAGUCUCAGGACGCUCUGAAACUUAUGGUGCUGUUCAGCAGGAAGAGCGUGUUAGUAGAGCAUUUGAAGUAUUAGUUCUACACGUGGAUCAUUUAAAACGUUUAUUUGACAAAGAACACAAAGAAUUGGAAGAAACUAGGAAAAUGUUAACUGAUACUAGAAUAUUUAGAAAAGAUGUUAAUUCUGAUGUUAUCCCUGAAGAUCAAAAGAAAUACUCUAAAACGUUUGGCUUACCUGUUGGUUCUAUAAAAUCUGUUGGAAGACGAAGAGCUAGUGUUGCAGAAUUUCAGCAGCGUUCUUUUUUAGAUAAUUGUAAGACACCAGGUUUUAGUCAAAGCUGGACAUCUGGUUUAACCAUGAGAAAGGUGGAAACAAAGCAACAAGUGCCCUCUUAUUCAGCAGUUAGCACAGUAGAUGUAAAUAGUGUUGUUCCUGACAAUGAUUCUUCUCCUAAUAGAACUCAUACUUCAGAAAUCAAUGUUAGGCGUUGUUCCCUACCUUCGGCUAGUCCUAAUAUACAAACAUCGCCUAAGGAAUCUACACCUGUUUCUUUUCCUAAAAAUUUGUCCGUUAAGCCAGAAAGAAAUAUUUGGACUAGAAAACUUUCCGCUGUGACUGAUGAAAAAGAGCAAUCCGAAGAUGAGGCUCCAAAAUCUGAUGAAGCACUCAGUAAACAACAUCAUGAAUCAGUGCAGUUUUUACUACAAGUGCAAAAGAAUACUCUUUAUCAAAUGAAAGAUGAAUCUCCUCUUGAAUUAGUAGAUUUAUCUGAUGAUUCUUCAGAAGAAGUCUCUUAUGCUGGGAAUAUAGUUAACAUUAUCAAAAAUUCAGAAAUUGGAAAAUAUCUCAACUCUUCAAAUGCAUUGUGGCAGCAGAACAAUACAUGGACUCUUAUGCGAUAUUUUUGUAGUGGUAUUUUAUUGUUUGUUUCUCUCUGCAUUUUAAUUUCUAUGAUUUUGUCUUGGGGAGGUAUUUAUCUAAGUUUCAUUAUGGAUUUCUGUUUCACUUUAAUAACAUAUAUAAUUUAUUGAACAAAAAUUUUCUUAUCAAAUUCCCCUCUUUUUAUACCCGGGACCAUAGUCAGAAUUUCUAUUCCAAGGGGGAACGUCAACUCUUUGCAAGUACUAUACUCAUUUAUUAAUUUAGUGAUUUAAAGAUUUUCUGAUUCAGCAGUUUGUGGAAGAUUUGAACAUGUUCAAAAGCACGUGUCCAAAUUAAACUUAAUUUGGAAAUCUUUUCAUUCUACUUAGGGGGGGGGGGGUUCACACUUACCAGCCCCCUUGGUUAUGGGCUUGAUUAUGCCUUUUUUUUUUAAAAUAAAAUAUAGGAAAUUUAUCACAUAGCAUUAUACUUUUGCUCAUAUAAUUCUCUUUAAUUUUAUUCUAAUUAUAUUUAAAAUGGUUUAAGAGGUAUUGACCAUAAAGAAUUACCUGAUAAAUACAAGAAAUUAUUUAUAUGAAGUGAUUUCCUAUAUUUAUUCUCAUUGUGUUUUUACUGAUAUCAGUCUCAAAAUUCUAUGAGGUCAUAACAGCAAGUAAAAUACCCUAUCAGUCUAGUAGGUACUUUAUUUAGUGGGUGCUUGAAUCUAUUAGAUUCUUCACUCUUUUAAAAAAAAUAAAAGCUCAUGAAAGUGUGAUAUUUGCGUCCCUUGCAUUUAUGCAAUUUAUUUUUCUUUAAAAGAGUUUUCUUUUUUUAAGCUUUUAGCGUUUUCCAAUUACGCAUUUUAAAAACAUUAAGUUUAUUGUGAUUAACCAUUUAUCUUUGUGAAAAAUAUAACUUCUGUCCCCUAUCCUUAACUUUAGAUAUUAAAAAUAAAUUUUAAAUGUAAGUGCAAAGUAUAUUAAAAAUAUUUUGCCUAUAUUUUGUUGUUUAAUGUGAAGGUUGCAGAAAUGCUGUCCCUUAGACUGUUUCAGUCCUUCAUUUUUAAUAUUAUUAUAUAAUCCUCUAAAGUGCUACAUAAUGAACCAGAUAAUAAGAAUAAAUCAUACUGUUACUUCUACUUCUGUCACUAUCCUUUUAAAAGUAUGUUAUGUUAAGGACAAAAAUGAUUAUCAAAGUGACUAUAAUAUUUGCUAAUGAUUUUCAUUAUUCUCUUCACAUAAUAUAUUUUCAAAAUAAAAAUAUUUUUAGGUAAUGAGUAAAAUUGAAAAUAUUGAAUAAUUUAUUUAUUUAAUUUUUUUUUAUCAAAACACUUAAUUUGUAGUAUGGGAGUAUUAUAUUUAUUUCUAUCUAUGCAUGUGCUGAGGUAUCUGAGUAGUUUUACAUGCAUUACAACAGAUAUGUCUGAUGUAUAUGUUUCAGUUUACACCACAGAUAUCAAGUUCUACUACUUACUUUCGUAUUGAUAAGAUGAAUGUUUGACUAUGUAUAUAAGGAUACCUGGUAUCUAAGACUUUUUAAAAAAUUAACCAAGAUAAACUGCUCUAAAUUUUAGCAUUAGAUUUAAAACAAGAUUUUAUUUGCCUUCAGAGCCAGAAAAAAAAGGUUCAUGUAAAUUAAGUUAUAUAAAACAACUGUUGCACCAUCAUGCUUUGUAUCAGCCAGAAUUUUGAGUUAGAAUCUUUUGAAACAACUACUUGCUUUUUAAAAACAAAAAUUUCCAAUGUGUUUCUAUUAGUGUUUAGUAAAAAUAGCCUUAAAAUGGCAAAAUGAAUUGAAAUUAAUUGCUUUCUGAGUUCAUUUUUAUUAUUAGGUAUCCUAUCUUGUAGCAAUCUUUACUGUCCCUUAAUCAUGAAAUAGUAAAAAAUUAAAAAUAUGUAUAUGGAACACAAAAGUUUAAAAUUUACUUGAAAAAUUUCUGUGCUAUUUAUGUAAAAUCCUGGUAUAAAUUAUGAGUAAACUAAGUUAGUUUAAUAUAUUUUUUUGGGGGAAAAAUUUACAUUUUUAAAUAAAACAAGCAAUUCUCUCUGUCUUUGAUGUAAAAUUUUGUUGUUAUAACAUUUUAAUAGGUAAAUUUUUGAGCAAAAAUUUUUAAAAUUCAACUGCUGACUGUUUUUACGUUAUUUAAUUUUAUUUUGAAAGAAUUUAUACAACAAAUAAAGAAGAAAUACUCAAGGGUAACCAAAGGUAGUGAUGUUUUGCUUUGUCUCAAUUAGUAUAAAAAUUAAUUGCUUUAUCAAACAUAUGUAUAGUGCAUACUGAAGUAUGUUUCCAGAUAGUCAAUAAUUUGUAGAUUAAUUUUAUUAAUAACUGGUAUUUAAUAAAUAUUUUGUAAAUCA